Molecule: messenger RNA, 3568 nt
Organism: Pleuronectes platessa (European plaice)
Lineage: Eukaryota; Metazoa; Chordata; Actinopteri; Pleuronectiformes; Pleuronectidae
Gene: ncdn
Product: neurochondrin
Exons: 8
Coding region: 486-2933 (815 amino acids)
Biological process (GO): neuron projection development; regulation of neuronal synaptic plasticity
Cellular component (GO): dendrite
Source: RefSeq, a predicted model, not a curated record
GGCUGGAUUUUCAAAAUAAGGCGUUGACGUUUGACCUAAAUUACACUUUUUAUUAAAUAAAAUAUUAAAUAAUCAAUCGCAGUUAAAAAUUAUAUCACACAGACGCUUAUUUUAAUCCUAGUUACCUCCUAAAGGUCCCGGUUAAUCUCGCUACUUCCAACUGCUGUCAAUGUCGAGAGACUUCGCUUUACUUAAAUAUUUUUUAAUAUGAAUACAAUAAAUAUUCCAAUUAUACUUGAAACAACAUUUUUUUAAUUAAAUAAUAUAAUAACAGUAUAUCCGUGCUCGAAAUAUUAACGUGACGUCGCUUCUCCGACGAACCAAAAUGGCGCCUCCGCCUUCCAACUAUCCCGGCUGCGAUUGGCUCGCUGACAUUGUCCGAGCCUUCUCAUUGGCUGCUUGUGGAUUCAGUUUGACCGUCAACUUCCGGGUUGGUGUCCACGAGCUGCAGAGGAGUCUGAGAGGUUAUUUCUUUUAAGGUCGUGAUGGCGGAAGGUGCCGACGUCGUGAGCUGCGAGCCUCCCGGGGAAGAGGAGCAGGGAGCCGGGGGAGAAGAUGGAGGAGAUGGAGGAGGCUCGGAGAGGGAUGGUGGAGCCGCUUUGACUGAUGCUCAGAGAGACGUGUUGGAAAGAUGUCUUCAUACUCUCAGACACGCACAAAACGACAGCCACACGCUGGCUGCUCUUCUGCUGAUCACUCGUCUGUGCCCGGCGAGCCAACUGGACAAACCCACCUUGAGACGUAUCUUCGAGGCCGUGGGACUCAACCUUCCCGCCCGGCUUCUGGUGACAGCAGUCAGAGGGCGUGAGAGCUCAGGUCUGCCCCCACAUGAACUCCUUUCAUUGGGCACAGCUCUGUUGGCCGCCUUGAGCACAGACCCAGACAUGGCCUCCCAUCCCCAGCUCCUCACCACCAUCCCGCUCCUGCUGGGCCUUUUAGCAAAUGGUCCUGUAUCCAACGAGCAGGAGGAGAAACCAGCUGGAGAGACAGGGAAGAAUGCAGAUAGUAAAGUACAAGCAGAAGAGAGUUCAGGUCCAGAGAGUAAUCCUGCCAAAGUGGAAAAAUCAGCAGGGGAGAGAAAUGCCAGUAAACAAAAUGGUGAUGACGGCAGCAAAUCAAACGGAGUGAAAACAGAAACGCCCCCAUGUCCCCGUCUCGAUAAGGCCAUGGCUGCCGACUGCUACCAGGUUUUGACGGCAGUGUGUGCUUUACCCAGGGGUCUUGACCAGCUGCUGGGCAGAGGGGCCAUUCCUGCUCUGUGUCAAGCAGUGGAACAAAACCAGACUUUCAGCCGUGAGCAGGGGCUCCCCUUGCUGGGUUGCCUCCUCUCUGGCAGAACCAAGGACAAAGCGUGGAGUAAACACCCCGCCGAGCUUCACGCCCUGCUGGAGAAGCUCUCCAAAGAUUUCUGUCAGUCCACAGAGCAGACCCGACUGGACAGGUGCUCCCAGCUGGUGCAGUUCCUGCCCCCAGUGGGAUUGGCCGCAGCCAGUGAUGAGCUGAAGGGAGUCGUGAGCCGUGUGUGGGGGACUUUAAGACCCAUGAUGCAGUCGAAGUUGACACCGAGGCAGAUCAGGCCCAUCCUGGUCCUCAGUGCGUGUCUGCUGGAUUUGUACGGGUGGGAGCAGGUGGGACCCCCGAAGACCUGCUGCUUACUGGUGAACCGGGCCUGCGUGGAGGUCAGGAUGGGCCUGGAGGAGCCGCCCGGCAACGAGCUGAGCCCAGAGCUGCAGCACACACUCACAGGCUGUUACAGAAUCAUGGAGGCUGCUAUAGAGCAGGCCUGCAGUCCAGCACUGACUCAGAGCGCUGCACCUCCUCCGAGCUCCGUGUCCUCGCUCAGCCUGCAGCAGAGCCAGCAGAUCCUCACUGUCCUGCAGGAGGCCUUCUCCGCUGUGAUUUACCACCUGCAACAGGUGGAUCCGAGUCAAUACGGCGACCCUUUCAUUUUCGCCACAUUCCGCUCUCUGUGCUCAUGGCUGGCCGAGGAGACGUCCUGUCUGAAGGAGGAAGUGACUGGACUGCUGCCUUUCCUGAUCGGCUACGUCCAAAGCCACAUGCGGGGGGAGAGCCCCGAGGAGGGCCUCUCUGACUGGAUGGCCGAGAUGUCUUUCUCCGAGGAGAGGGGGCCCUGGACGGGCAGAGAACCUCUGAGGUAUCUCCUCCCAGCUCUGUGCCACCUGUCGGCAGAGGAAGGUCCCAGGAAGGUGCUGCUCACGCUCGACACCCCGGCCCUGCUGGUGGACUUUCUGACCCACAGCUGGAACUCCCUCAAGGGGAAAGGUGGGGUGGCGUCCAGCAGGGAUCCCAGCAUGGAGACGGCCUGUUCAGCUCUCCUCAACUUCACCGUCACAGAGCCAGAGAGAGUCAGGAAGGAUGCAUGUUUCAGAACUCUGGAGGCUUUGCUGAGUGAAGCACUUCCUGUGUUGGUGCAUAAACCCCGCCUCCUCGUCCUUGCAGCGAAUAUGUGCACUUUGGGGCUAAUGAUUGGUCGACUCAGAUCAGCUCCUACAGGAUCAGUGGAAGCCAGCCAGAGGCGUUUCUUCUCCUCAGCUCUCCGGUUCCUCCGCGGCGCCCUGGACACCGGAUCCAGCACCAAGCUGGUUCAGGUGAGCGUCAGCUGGGAGGAGAACUGGGAUGAGGCCGCCGAGCUCUGGAGGCUGGGCUUGCAGGCCCUGGGAGGCUGCGUCCGUGCUCAGCCCUGGAUCACCACGCUGGUCAGAGAGGAAGGCUGGCUCAAGCACACACUGGCCAUGCUGGGCCAGUGUAGCGCACUAGCUGACAAGCACACGCAGGGGGCGCUAGAGGAAGCUCUGUGCGCCGUGGCAGAGCGGUGUCCCCUCUGUAAACAGGAGAUCGGGGACGUGAUGAGGAAUGAAACAGGAGCUUUGAGCUGCAUGCGGAACCUGAAGAAGACAAUGAUGGUGAAGUGAAACCAAACUGCUGCCGAUGGACAAACAGUGCGUUUUCAACUUAAAACCUUGAAAAUGAAGAAGCACUAUGGAAAUAAACUAGCACAGCCAUUAAUGAAGCCCAGCUGAUGUGUUGUUUAAAAUGUUUUAUAUUAUAAAAACCUCCCAGAAACAAACACUUGAGCAGACUUCUGUCUGAUAAAACCACUUAAAAUGACAGAAACCAUCAUCAAACUGACGCGUAUUUGUAUUUUUGGUCAAUGUGGAUUUGCUUGUCCAUCUUUAUGUAGUUUAUGAUUCUGACCUUGACAAUGUGUCCUGGUUUUUCUGUGUAAAGAGAUGAAAAGACACCAAAGCUCUCAAAUUGAAAAUAGGUCAAAUUAUGUUUCCAUUUAUAUGUUUUUUCUGUGUAACUUUCCCUCCUCAGACUGAGACUGAAAUGCUUUUUAUCUUAACUAUUUACACCAGUGAAAAUAAUCUGAACCAUAAUCUACAACCACAUACAUGUAAAGCCUGUGGAGACAGCUGUGCCCUGGAGACAAAAGGUUUUUCUUUUCCUCCCAGGAAUCUCAAUACACACGAGCUGUUUCUUACACGUGAACCCUGAGAUGUAAAAAUACAUUUAAUAAAGAAUUAUUUUGUCAGAGAACUGAAAA